This is a messenger RNA of Penicillium malachiteum, 2097 nucleotides long. Its product is annotated as J domain-containing protein. Gene Ontology annotation, cellular component: Sec62/Sec63 complex. The transcript has 6 exons. Gene Ontology annotation, molecular function: transmembrane protein transporter activity; RNA binding. The record is from RefSeq and is a predicted model, not a curated record. The coding region runs from base 1 to 2097 and encodes 698 amino acids. Gene Ontology annotation, biological process: SRP-dependent cotranslational protein targeting to membrane; post-translational protein targeting to endoplasmic reticulum membrane. Lineage: Eukaryota; Fungi; Ascomycota; Eurotiomycetes; Eurotiales; Aspergillaceae.
AUGUCGUCAGACUACACAUAUGAUGAACAGGGUCAAUUCUUCCCUUUCUUCAUCUUAACAUUGAGCGGCCUUGUGACCCUCCCUCUUACCUACAACCUGCUUCGACCAAGCAAAGAACUCGAGAAUACUGCGCCCCGCAUCAAGUCCGACUUCAAGCCUGAACAUGCCGACCUCGUUGAGGCGCAAAAGCGCAAGCGUUUACGCAAGGAGCGCCGUAUCAAGCGCAUCGCAACAGUUGUUAUAGGAUAUGCGGUGAUGGCAUGGAUGGUCUACCUUAUCCUCGUCACAGCCCGAACCACCGCAAAGCUGUAUGACCCAUAUGAUAUUUUGGGAGUUUCAAGGAGCGCCGAUGAGCGAGCCAUCUCCCGCCACUACAAGCGUCUUUCCCUCGUUUACCACCCUGAUAAAGUCCGCCCCGACCCCGCCAAGAAUGAAACCAUUGAAAUGCUGAAUGACCGCUUCGUUGAGCUCACAAAGGCUUACAAGGCGCUGACUGACGAGGAAAUCCGAAACAACUACCUUCAAUAUGGACAUCCUGACGGAAAGCAAAGCUUCAGCAUCGGAAUCGCGCUGCCCAAGCUUAUCGUUAUGGACGGUAACGGAAAGUACGUCUUGCUGGUAUACGGUGCCCUGCUGGGUGUUCUUCUGCCCUACAUCGUUGGAAAAUGGUGGUAUGGAACUCAGCGCUACACCAAGGAGCGUGUCCUUGUGGCCAGUGCUGGAAACAUCUUCCGCGAGUACAAGGACGACAUCACAGAUAACGGCAUAAUGAAUGCUUUAUCUUCUGGUGAAGAGUUCAAGGAGGUCCUCAAGGGAGCCAAGGCCGAAUCGGGCCUUGCGAAGCUCGAAAAGAAGGUUUUGGCGGAGGAGACUUCGUUCCUAUCCGCUAAGGAUCGUGAAACUUUGAAGAGUUUGGACAGUGACACCCGUCGAAAGGCCCUGGCUUUGCUUUGGGCUUAUGUUGGUCGUGUUGAUCUCGGUGAUUCCACUCUGAAUGCUGAAAAAUACGAAGCUGCCCCCGUCGCCCUCUCUCUCAUUGAGGCAUUUACUGCCAUCUCUCUCGCUUUUGGUAACCUCCGACCCAUCAUCGGUGCUUACAAGGCCUCGCAAAGCUUGAUUCAGGCUGUGCCUGCGAACUCCUCUCCCCUUCUUCAACUCCCCAACUUCACCGACGCCGUUGUCAAGUCCGUGGAAGGAGAAGAUGCCAAGAACCACUUUACAGUCCAAUCUUUCAUGAAGCUACCCGAGGGUGAGCGACGUAUCCGCUCUCUCGGUGCUGGACUCCUUUCUGAAAAGCAAUACGCCGAGGCCAUCUCAGUCGCACAGCAAUUACCAGUUCUGGAAGUAUCCAAGGCAUUCUUCAAGGUUAUGGGAGAGAAGGUCAUUACACCAAGCAGUCUGGUACAGCUGGUAGUCAAGGCCCGAUUCAUCCCACCAGGUUGUACCUCUAUCCCAGCUGUUAACGAGUUGGAUCUAGAGGAUAUUGACCCCGAUGAUGAUGAUCUGGACGCUUUGAUGGGCCGCAAGCCGGCUAAGAACCGCACUACUAAGAUUGUUGAUGGCAAGACAGUGGAAGCCAAGAUUGAAAAGGUACAACCGCCACUUGCGCACGCACCAUACUUGGCUCGCGACCACUCUCCGCGCUGGCACAUCUUCCUCGCAGACGCCAAGCAAGGCAAGAUGGCCGUGCCUCCUUUCACAUUCACGACAUUCGACAAGCCGAUUCUCGACGAGGCCGGCAAGCCUACAUUCAACGUUCAGACCCUUAAGAUGCAGUUCCAGGCUCCUCCGCAGGUUGGCGACUACACAUUCGUCAUGCAUAUGAUCUGCGACAGCUAUCUGGGUCUAGACAAUAAGAUGGAGAUUACUUUACACAUUGAUGAUCCUGCCAAGGCAGCUGCCUUGGAAGAGGAGGACGACAUUAGUGAACCAGACGAGGACUCCAUCGCGGGCCAGAUGCAGGCACUGAAGACCGGUCAAGCCCCGAAGAAGAAGGCCCGGAAGGCAUCCGAUUCCUCCAGCGAGGAAGAGAGUGACACCGACGGCGACGCAGGCGAUACCAGCGACACUAACACAGAAACGGAUGUUGAGGAUUGA